CAAUAUUUCCGCCUCCAAGGAUUGGUCCAAGAUCAAGGUUUACUCAGACUUGUGUGUGCAGACGGCAAGGAGAGCCAUGGCUCAUCUUGUGCACACUUUCAAAACUGAACUGAAAACUCUCACAAAAGCAGAACUGACCAGGAUGAGGCAAUAUAAAGAAUCAGUCGCCUUUAACCCUUCCACUGCCGGCGAGGGCCUUGUGGUGACUGAAUCUGGGAAACGUCUGAAGUACUUCAGAGCAGCAAGCCCCUCGUCUGAUGAGUUUGGGAGGUUUGACUGUCCCAUGGUGUUUGGGACGAAGGGCUUCACCUCUGGCCGACACUACUGGGAAGUCCAAGUGGCCCUGAGAAACAACUGGGAUGUGGGUGUUGCCAAGGAAAGUGUAAACAGAUCAGGAAGGGUUUUUUUGAAAAGAGAAAAUGGAUUCUUUGCCAUAGGAAAAAGGUUUUUGGACUAUAAAGUUCACUCAGCACCCUCCACAGUUCUCUACCUUUUCCCUAGGCCAAGGUUAAUAGGAGUGUACCUGGACUAUGAAGAAGGCAGAGUCUCAUUUUUUGACGUGAACGAGAACUUGCAUAUUUACUCUUUCACAGGAGAGUCUUUCACAGAGAAACUAUUUCCAUACUUUUAUCUACACAGUAGGGCAAAGAAAUCUGAGCCUUUGCUUAUUAAGGAUUGUCUUUAUUUCUAAUUCACUUCCUUCAACAAUCAAAAUGAUAAAUGAAUAAUAAGAUCAAAGUUUAGAACUCAGAGUGCUGCGCAAUCUGAACAUCAAUAAAACGUAUUCGGAAAUGACCAAUUUAAGGUUAAUAAUUAACAUCGACUGUUGUUCCUGUUGCCUUCUUUUACAUUGUGAUAAACUAUGACACAGAUAAAAAUACCACAUACAAAUUGUUCAGAAUUCCAGACUAUGAACCAUGCAAAUGAUGUUUUAAAUAUGCGCUUGUAGAGUGCGUGCACAGUAUAUAACAAACUGAUCAGUAUUAUGUAGUGUUAGUUCCAUCCUCUGUCUGUUUCAGAGCUUUCAUUUAAGGAAACUUGAAAGACUUGAAUCAAUUUUUUGUUAUUAUGCAUCCUGUUUAUUUAGCUUUACUCGAGUGGGGUCAAAAUCUUUGACGUAGGAUCUCCGGAGUACAGCACCAUGUAUGGUAGUCACCACAGCUGCUUCUGUAAAAACAGGAACUUUAUGGUGCAUUAAGUUAACCUCGUAAACUCAUGGGAAUGGCUAGGAGGUUUGUUUAAUAGAGAAAGGUCUUGUCUUUUCUUUUUUUAGAUAUUUACUUUAAAUGUUCUUUUUCUGAAGUUUUUUUCAAUGUAUAGAUGUAAUAACAAAUUCUAACCAGUCUCAGUCUUUAACAUACCAAGCAACUUUGGCAUAAUCUUAUAUAAGUAAGGAGAAAACAGUGAUAAAUAGCUAUAACCCAUUUUAAAAUGAAGGCAAACAACUUAAAAUAUAAAGAUAUUAUUAUUUGCAGUACCUUACAAAUUAUUAAGUAACUCAGGCAGGAAAGAAACACGUUUAUUUAACUCUGAUAUGUUUAAUUAUUUGGGGCUUUUUUUGCCAGGGUUUGAGCUUUAUUAACAGGGCCCGAGUUUAUGGGUGUAUGCUGUCCAGAAGGGCCAGCCCCUUUCCUAGCAGUGGUGGGUGUGUCUAUCUCUAUGUCAGGAGAACCAAGUGAGCAGAGUGUAGCUCAUUGCUGUUAGUGCCUGAGGAUACACAAGCUGGCAGUUAGAAAAUAAUUACGUACUGCUUCAAACAAAUCAUCACCUGUGCAAAAAGCAAACUGAAACAGGCCGCAGGUUGCUUGUAUUUGCACAGGCAUAUUAAGACGCGAUGUCAGACCCUCCUAAUUGCUGCAUCUGUCUGGAUGAGUUCGCAAGCCCCGUGUCCAUCCCCUGUGGACACGUCUUCUGCUUGGGAUGCAUUGGAGAAUACUGGAAAAUCAACGAGGCCUGCCAGUGCCCCCUUUGCAAGACUUUGUUUCCUACCAGGCCACAGCUCAAGACAGACCAGACACUACAUACUGUGAAAGCACCUCGACCUUUAAAAGCUGGAGAGGUUCCCUGUGACUCCUGCUCAGCAAAACGUCCUGCAGUCAAAUCCUGCCUGAUGUGCAUGGCUUCCUACUGCACCACUCAUCUGGAAGCACAUUACCAGACUGAAGAGCUUAGGCGCCAUCUACUGGUCAGUGUGGUAAAAAACCUCGAGGAUUCUGUGUGCAAACUGCAUGGGAAGAAGUUGGAGAAGUUCUGCAGGAGUGACCGGGCGUGCAUUUGUGCUAUGUGUGCACAGACAGAGCAUUGGAGCCACAACAUCAUUUCUAUUAGCCGGGAGGCCUUUAAGAAGAAGGUUAUUGUAAAACGAAGGAGGAUGAAACUUCAGCAAGAGGUUCAAGAUAGAGUGAGUGAAGCUGAGAAAAUCAAACUCACUGUAGAUCUCAGUGGACAAAGUCCAAAAGAGGAAUGGCAAACAAAUAAAGAGCUCGAACAGCUGGAAGAUGAAAUCGUUGAGCUCCAGAGGAGAAAUGCUGAGCUAGAACAGCUCUUGAAGAUUGAAGAUGAUCUCUUAUUCUUACAGAGAUCUCUCCAUGGUGCUUUGUGAUUCAAGAAACAUGCUGAUCAUCAAAUCUUUAUUCAUGUGUUUGUUUGUUUUUUUAGCUAUAAAAUGAUUAUGUAAUCUCAGCUGGGUGGGUGUGUUAGCUUUCAAGGAAAAGUAUGCUCUGAUUCAUGAGAAAGAGAUGAGAAGUGUCACUCAAUUAUUUUUGCAUUUAAUGUAAGGAUACAACCAGCUGACUUUUAGCCUACAGUGAAACACAAACUUGAACUAUUUAUACUUUUGAACCUCAAUAAUACUUUUAAAAAGGAAAAGCUAGCUAAUUCCCAGGAUUUCCAAUGCCAAGCUAAGCUAAACUGUUGCUAAGCUAAACUAAGCUAAGCUGCCGGUGGCUGUGGUCAUACAUUUAAUGUAAAUGGUAUUGAUCUCAUGUAUCACUCUGCCAGAAAUCCAAUGUAUGCACUGAAUUUUAUAUUUUAUAUUUUUAUAUUUAAAAAAUGAAUCGUUUAUACGGGUUUAAAGAAACUGUGAAGUUUAGAAACCUCAGGGACGUUGAACUUGGUUGUAUGAAUGUAACUUAUUACUGGGUGGGUGAUGCAAUUAACUGCUAUUCAGUGCCAAAAAUGCUUUUGUCUUCCUUUUUGAUUAACCAAUAAAAUGUAUGUAAAAUAAAACUUAUGAUGAGCAAUAGGCAGUAUUUCGACCGAAGUCCUGUGCAAUAAAAAGGUCUU
Messenger RNA from Maylandia zebra (zebra mbuna), 3285 nucleotides. RefSeq names its product E3 ubiquitin-protein ligase TRIM47. Lineage: Eukaryota; Metazoa; Chordata; Actinopteri; Cichliformes; Cichlidae. The record is from RefSeq and is a predicted model, not a curated record. Gene Ontology annotation, molecular function: zinc ion binding.